CAGAUGUCUACACCCAUAAAUUGCUGUGCAAAUGCUUAUUGUCUGAAGUGGGAAUGGAAAUUUGGUGAAUUUGUGCACAUAGAGAAUACAGUAUCGUCAUAAAUGCUACCGAAAGCAACGAGGAUGCCAGUGCUGAAGGAUUCCCACAUUGUGAAGAUUGCGGUGGAGCUGGAGAAUCAGCAGCAAAAUGCCCAACUUAUUGAGUUCGACCAACGCCAUCCGCUCACCAGUAUUAUUCAGGAUCUCUGCAAUCACUGGAACAUCCUUGAUCCAGAGAACUACGCCCUGCAGUUCUGUGAGCAGAAUUACAAGAAUUACGUGACGGAGAAGAAUCGCAAUGAGGUGAAGAACGGAAGUGUGCUGCGACUGACUGAUUCGCCGUCCAAGACGGCGCACGACAUUCUUGAGAUACUCAAAUGUGGGAGUGUUCCGGAGAAGACUCAGGUGCUGGAGAACUUAUCGACCCUCAGCAUUGAUCUCACGUUCGCGCUGGAGUUCAUCAAGGAGCAGGGAUUGUCGCUCAUCAUCACGAUGAUUGAGGAUGAGAAGAUCGUAGGCGAUAUGCUGAAGUUCGCUCUCCUCUCGUUUGUUGAGCUGAUGGAGCACGGCACAGUGUCAUGGGACAUCCUGCAGCCAACGUUCAUCGCUCGCAAUAUCUUCUUCAUCAACACUCCAACGGCUGUGCUGAAGGAAGUGGUCCAGUGCGCCCUAUCCAUUCUGGAGAACAUCGUGCAGAACUGCACAAAGUCUUCGUGUGUGGAGAAGGACAUCACGCUGGAGAACUUGCUGAAGCUCCUCCAGGACUCCUCUUCGCAGGUGAUACAGCAGAAUGCAAUCGCCUUAAUCAAUGCCCUCUUCAUCAAGGGCGACGAGGCGAAGAAAAGGAGCAUCGCCGCGACUUUCGCCACAAAACAGUACAGAUCUGUUAUCUUGUCCAACGUUAUCAAUGCGAAUAUCGGCACUGAGAUGGCUCAUCAGCUGUACGUGCUGCAGACACUGACCAUGGGUCUUCUGGAGCAUCGAAUGAACACCAAGAUGAACGCCCAGGAUCAAGAUGCACAUGACAAAAUCAAGGAACUUCGGCGAAUCGCAUUCGAUGAUGGGGCGGACUCCCAAGCUGACACGGCCAAGAGGCAGAAUCACCAGUAUUCCACGUACUACAAGAAGUUGGGCUUCAAGUCUGACAUCAAUCCUGCACAAGAUUUCGUUGAGGCGCCUCCGGGAAUGCUGGCACUGGACUGUAUGGUGUAUUUUGCCCGGAACUUUGGCCAAAACUACAAGAAGGUCGUCCAUGAGAAUAGCUGUAGAGCGGAUGAGCAUGAGUGUCCUUUUGGGCGCACAAGCAUUGAGUUGGUGAAAUUGUUGUGCGAGAUCAUCAAGAUCGGGGAGCCACCUUCAGAGCAGUGCCAAGAUUUUCACCCCAUGUUCUUCACGCACGAUCACCCCUUCGAGGAGUUCUUCUGCAUAUGCAUUGUCAUCCUCAACAAAACGUGGAAGGACAUGCGAGCGACUAAUGAGGAUUUUGCCAAAGUGUUUAGCGUUGUGCGCGAGCAGAUCACGCGCAGUUUGACGGGCCGACCUGGCAAUCUGGAUGACUUCCGAUCGAAGAUACACAGCCUCACGUACAGCACAAUCACACAGCUGAGGCAGCAGGAGCGCACGUCGAAAGAGGACAUUGAGAGCACGGCGUCUGCUAUUGUGAAUCUCAAGGAGAAAAUCACUCCGGAGAUUAUGAAGUUGAUCAGGGAGCAGCGUUUGGGAUUCCUGGUGGAGGGAACACGCUUCUCAAAGUACUCUCGCGGUGUCCGGAGCAAGGAUAAGUUUUGGUAUGUGCGUCUCUCGCCAAACCAUAAGGUCAUCCACUACGGUGAUUGCGACGAGAAGACCGUGCCAACGCUGGAGGAGCUCAGCAACAAAGUGCAGGUGUUGGACAUCAAGCAGCUCCUCGUGGGCAAGGAGUGUCCUCACAUGAAGGAGAUGCGAGGCAGGAAGUCCGCAGUGAAUCUCGGCUUCUCCAUCACCUUCGACAACACGGAGCAGGCCACGCUGGACUUUGUGGCUCCUGAUGAGACCACAUUUUACUACUGGACAGACGGCGUGAAUGCUCUGCUCGGACUGCCCAUGACGAGCAAGCAAAAGGAAGAGGAUCUGAAGACACUUCUGUCCAUGGAGAUCAAGCUGAGACUCCUGGACACUGAGGGUGUGGAUAUCUCCAAGGAGCCGCCGCCAAUUCCUGAGGAUCCGGAGAACUAUGAUUUUUGCUUCGAAAAUUGAUUCCACGAAAGAGAUAUUUUAUCAGUAUGCCAAAGUGUAAUUUAAAAUGUUUGCACUCAAUUUCAAUAUUUUUAUGAUAUUUUUACAAUUUUUCAUGCUGUAUACAAGGGAAAUAUGUAUGACUUUCCAAAUAAAAAAGUGUCUAUAUAAAACA
Molecule: messenger RNA, 2428 nt
Organism: Phlebotomus argentipes
Lineage: Eukaryota; Metazoa; Arthropoda; Insecta; Diptera; Psychodidae
Gene: Ced-12
Product: engulfment and cell motility protein 1
Exons: 2
Coding region: 103-2274 (723 amino acids)
Biological process (GO): actin filament organization; cell motility
Cellular component (GO): plasma membrane
Source: RefSeq, a predicted model, not a curated record